Aspergillus japonicus CBS 114.51 is the source of this 4242-nucleotide messenger RNA. RefSeq names its product putative C6 transcription factor. NCBI's taxonomy places the organism in Eukaryota, Fungi, Ascomycota, Eurotiomycetes, Eurotiales, Aspergillaceae. Gene Ontology annotation, biological process: SRP-dependent cotranslational protein targeting to membrane; regulation of DNA-templated transcription; DNA-templated transcription. The record is from RefSeq and is a predicted model, not a curated record. The coding region runs from base 138 to 4190 and encodes 1350 amino acids. The transcript is spliced from 9 exons. Gene Ontology annotation, cellular component: signal recognition particle. Gene Ontology annotation, molecular function: DNA binding; 7S RNA binding; zinc ion binding.
GCCAGCCAAACGGACCUCUUCUCCACCUCAAACAAAGCUCCCUCCCACAUCUCCAAGUUCCCCGUCGUCCUCCCCUAUACGACCUGAUAUCCAACCCACAUCCAAAUUCACCGGAGCAAUACACAAAACCUUUCAACAUGUCGCGAGCAGCCCGAGUCGAGGAGGUGUACGACUCCGACCCCGAGGAAGUUGCGCCCUCCGCCAGCUUCGCCAACGACUCCAUCAUUUCUCCUGCUGUCGUCCCCACCACGUCCUCUAUGCCCACAAGGCCUCCCCCGGAGCCCACGCGCGAGAUUCCUAAACACUACCAAUGCUUGUACCCCAUAUACUUCGACAAGUCCCGGUCCCGCGCCGAGGGCCGCAAGGUCGGCGCUGAGCUGGCCGUCGAGAACCCAUUGGCUCGAGACAUCGUCGAUGCAGUGCAGAUGAUGGGGCUGACCGUAGGCUUCGAGCCGGAGAAGUUGCAUCCCAAGGACUGGGCCAACCCUGGUCGCGUGCGCGUGAUGCUGAAGGACGAGAGUGGCCAAUUGGUCAACCCGAAGAUCAAGAACAAACACCAUCUAUACAUCCUCGUGGCGCAGUACCUCAAAGCUCACCCCACCACCGAAGAAUCGCCCUACCGGUUGAGAAUCAGAGGCCUUCCGGUGCCCGAGAAACUCCCCGGCGCUCCCCCCGCUCCCCGCGGCUGGAAGAUCGGAAAGAUUCUCCCCAUUCACUCCCCUGCCUACAGCGGUGGCGGUGUCAGCGACAACCCGCUCAAGGACGCCAUGGCUGAGAUGCAGAACAUGCAGGGCAUGCCCGGUAUGCCCGAGAUACCCGGAAUGGCGGAUCUGGCGAACAUGAUGGGCGGCUUAGGAGGGCAAGCCAAUCCCAGCGCUAAAUCUCCGCGACGCUAUGGCAACUACGAUGCCACACCUGCCUCUGCCUCCUCUUCCUCCUCCGCUGCGCCGCGGGCCGGGAAAACGGGAGGUCGUCAGAUCACGCGCAACCGCGCCAGCUACAGCUGUCAUACCUGUCGGAGACGGAAGGUGAAAUGCGACAAGGUCCAUCCAAUCUGCGGUAACUGCCAAAAGAACGAAACCGAAUGUAUCUACGAUGUCUCCGCGCAGAAAGACGCGGAGGCGCACAAUGCGCAAGCCAAGGACGGACAAGGCGUCAAGCGACGGAGGGAGUCGUCGCAACAGCUGGACGACGACAUGGAUGAGCUCCAAUCCAUCUACGGCCAUUUGAAGCGGUCCGGCUCGGCGGAGCAGAGGCUCGGGUCGCAAGGGAUCGAAGCGCGGUUGGAUAAGCUUACUUCCAUGAUCGAGCGGCUCAGCAAAACCAACAGUCAGGCAUUGGAUCCGUCGGAGAAGCGGCUGCUGUUGCAAAGUGCGGGCUCGGACUCAUCAAAGAGGGAGCCUCGCGUGGCCAGCGCGGCGGCUGCGUCGAAGGCUGCGUCGAAGGCUGCGUCGAAGGCUUCCGAUACAGCGCGCUCGGAUAGCCCGCGUCGCGUGGCGGAUUCGAGUGGGGAUGAGUUCCCGAUCCCUGCCGGCCAUGCUACGGAUUUGGUCGAUCCGGUGGGGAGUCUGAAUCUGGGUCAUCUGAGUUUGGAGGAUGGAGGUCGAUCGAGAUAUGUGGGAACCACGUAUUGGGCUUAUAUUUCACAUGAGAUCAACGAGCUCAAUCAACUACUUAGGGUCCAGCACCGCUCGCAUAAUGAGCGGAACUCCCAGGACACUUCUGCUGAAGAUACUACUACGGAACCUAUGGAAGCGACACCUAGCCGCCAAUGGAAGCCAAUGCCAGAUGUGUCUGGUGCGCUUGUGACCGAUCAGGCUUCCCGGGGAGAAAGGUUCCAGAAAUCUGUGCUGUUUCCAUCGGGUGAAUCACCUUCGGUCAAGGAAAAGGUGGUUGAGCCUGAAAUGCUUGAGAACAUGCCAACAAAGCGACAAAGUCACAUCCUGUACAAAGGAUUCAUGUCUGGAGUUCACGCCAUCACUCCGGUGAUCCACCCACCGACCAUACACAAACUCUACUACUCAUUCUGGGACUGGUAUGACUCCAGCAGCUAUUCAGGCGACCCUUGCCCAGACCCGUCGUUCAUCCCGUUGCUUUAUGCCAUCUGGUAUGGUGGAUCCGUUACGAUAUCACUACGAACCAUCAAGGCUGAAUUCAAUGUGUCGUCCCGAUCAACGCUCUCCAAGGCAUACAACGAUGAAGUGACAAGAUGGUUGACCAAAAUCUCUUUCCCUCGAAGUCCGUCUCUGCAAGGCCUGGCUGCAUAUCUCUUAGUUCAGACGAUACUCGCGAAAGAAGAAGAGCCUCUAACGAGCAGUCUGUUCGUCAGUCUCGCCAUGAGGGUAGCUCAAACCAUGGGGUUGCAUCGAGAUCCUGCGAAAUUCGGCAUUGACCCCUGUGAAGCAGAGUAUCGUCGUCGCAUAUGGUGGCAUAUCGUCCAUAUGGACGGUGUGGUUGCCAUGUCCAGUGGGUUGCCCCCAUUGGUCAGUGACGAGAACUACUGGGAUGUUCGCGACAGUAGCGAGGUGAAAGAUACCUUGCUCGGUACCCCAGAGGCUGAAAAGUACGACCGGCUAGUCAUGACCGGCCUCAGGCUUCCUGACAACCCGGACGAUCCAACCAUUUGUGGCGGUCCCUCGAUGGUCAACGUCUACUAUCUGGCCGCACGGGGGAAGUAUACGAUGGCUCGUGCUGUUCGACGGAUUUUGAAAAUCCAGUUGGGUACCAGGCCCUUAACACGGCGGGAUAUGGAAGAGCUUAGGUCGAUUCUGGUUGAGCUGCAGCAGAACUUGAACUCCAUCGUCUCCCGUAUACCAGAAGCCGAUUUGGCCGAUGUCUCUUCAGUUCCCUCGACUAGGUCUUGGUCUACCUCCUCGCUUGCUGAAAACCGCAGCAGCGACAUUGAGCUUCCCGGAGAAGGGCCGAACGGCUGUCCUGAGCAAUACCAUUCUCCAGUCCUUGUGUCUUUCCACAAGUGGGCCAGGAUUGUCCUCUCACUCUUCAUUGACAAGGCAUUCUGUGUCGCCUAUCAACCUUUUCUAAAGAACGCAAAGAGCCGGAUCUGGCCGGCUGCGAGACAAAGCGCUCUCCGCCAUUGUCAUGGUUUCAUGGAGAAGUUUGUUUCUCUUGCAACCGACCCUGAUUUCCAGCCAUUCCAAUGGAGCUGGCCCGGCAAUCACCAGCCCAUGCAUGCCACCAUGAUCAUGCUCAUUGAUCUUUACGAACGGCCCUACAGCGCUGAGGCGCCAAAAUCACGGGCGUACAUUGACAAAAUCUUCUCCAUGACAGGCCCGGAUGGAGGAGUUGUUGGGGGUGAAGAUGGCAUCUCGACUCAACGACCCUUGAACGACGGUGGUCGCGAGGCCUGGGACAUGAUCCGCCGGCUGCGGCAGCAGGCCUGGCAGCGAGCUGGACUCGAUCCUAGUCGACUAUGGUCCGAACAGGCGCAGAUCCAAGCGGGCGUGGCCGCCAGCGCCGAUGACCAUACAUCUGCCCCUGGAGCAGAUGCUGCAUCUCGGCGACAACCCAGGGACUUCUCUAAGCUAUUCCAUAACAUGACUCGAUCUCACAUCCGCCCCAACUCAUCUCUCCGCUACCAACUCCCUUCUCCCACCCAGCAGCAUCACCAACAGCAGCGAAGAUCCCCUUCGCAAUCAGCCAGCCCCCAAAUGAUGUCUCCUGACCCCCACCUCCGCCCCUCCUCCACAUCCUCCUCCUCCCCCGUCGCCCAACAACAACAACCAAGCAGCGAACCGUCCCCCUCGUCACCCCUAACCCAACCCGGAGGCCCCUCGACCACGUCCUCCUCCGAGAACACGAACAUGAACACAGCCCCCCUACUCCCGCCAGGCCUGAACCCAGGCUUCACCUUCAACCCACAAUCCCUGCCGUCGGCACCACCUCCGGCGCUGCCCGCCUUCCUCGUCGAUGUCGCCGCCGCCUCGCCCGCCACGCAGGCCAUGACCGGGGUCCCCACCCCGCCCUCCAUGGUGGAUCCGAACCUAAACUUCGACUGGGACCAGUGGGACGCCGUCUUCGGGCAGCAUCUGCCCGUCGCCGACGAGCUCAUGGAGCUCGACCCGGUCACCGGGCUGGAGUUUGGGGAUUUGGGUGUGCAGGGGAGUAGUAGUCCUGGUGCGGGUACGGGCGGAGAGAUGUCCUCGCAUCGGUCUCAUUGGGCGGGUUAUUGAAUUCAUACAUAGUCGAAAUGAAGUGAUCUGAGCUCUCUUGCAUUUGUUUACA